Lotus japonicus is the source of this 1592-nucleotide messenger RNA. RefSeq names its product protein trichome birefringence-like 43. NCBI's taxonomy places the organism in Eukaryota, Viridiplantae, Streptophyta, Magnoliopsida, Fabales, Fabaceae. Gene Ontology annotation, cellular component: Golgi apparatus. Gene Ontology annotation, molecular function: O-acetyltransferase activity. The transcript is spliced from 4 exons. The record is from RefSeq and is a predicted model, not a curated record. The coding region runs from base 205 to 1389 and encodes 394 amino acids.
UAGUGAUGUCAUGAGAAAAGAAGAGACUAAGAGAGAAAUAUGUAAGUGUAGUAUUGUUGUGUGAAACCCAGAGUUGCUAUUUUGUUUGUUUGUGACUCACAUUUGCAUGAUUCAUGAAUCAAUCGUAAUUAAAACAAAAAAACCACACAAAAAAAUUUGCAAACCGCUUUUGGCAGGUACCAACACCACCACACAGAUUUAUAUAUGACACUCCAAACCCAAUUACAACAACAGGAGGAAAUCAAACACACCACACAUAUUGUGAUCAGCUCCUCCACCAUCACCAUGAGGAUGAGGUCUCUCACCACCAUCUCUGCUGUCUUGUUCCUUGCUCUUCUCAUUCAGAUUCAUGGGAAGGAUGAUCAUGAUGUUAAUUACCAGAAGCAGUUAACAGCAGGGUUUGGAAAGAGUGGUUGUGAUUUGUUUGAGGGAAGAUGGGUUUAUGAUGAAUCAUAUCCUCUUUAUGAUUCCUCACGCUGUCCCUUUUUUGAGCAGCAGUUUGAUUGCCAAAAGAAUGGAAGACCAGAUAAAUUCUAUCUAAAGUAUAGAUGGCAGCCAACAGGGUGCAACUUACCAAGAUUCAAUGGUGAAGAUUUCUUAAGAAGAUACAGAGGGAAGAGUAUCAUGUUUGUGGGGGAUUCUUUGAGUUUGAAUCAAUGGCAAUCACUCACUUGCAUGCUCCACACAGCUGUGCCUCAAGCUCAAUACACCUUAGUGAGGACUGGAGGUCUCUCCAUUUUCACCUUCACGACCUAUGGCGUUAAGCUGAUGUUUUCACGCAAUGCAUACCUAGUGGACAUUGUUGGUGAACCUAUUGGUCGAGUGAUGAAACUAGAUUCUAUUGAAGCCGGCAAAACCUGGAAAGGAAAGGAUGUAUUGAUAUUUGACUCUUGGCAUUGGUGGCUUCACACAGGAAGAAAACAAGCAUGGGAUUUCAUUCAAGAAGGGAAUAAACCAUUAGUCAGAGACAUGAAUCGGUUAGUUGUAUAUGAGAAAGCAUUGAAUACAUGGGCAAAAUGGGUUAAUGCCAAUAUUGAUCCUACCAAAACAAGGGUACUCUUCCAAGGAGUUUCUCCAGAUCAUGCAAAUGCAGGGCAAUGGGGAGAGCCAGGAGCAAAUUCUUGUGUAGGGCAAAGUAGGCCAUUGUUGGGAUUCAACUAUCCAGGAGGUCCACACCCAGCAGAGUUGGUAUUAGAGAAAGUGUUAGGAACCAUGAAAAAACCAGUGUAUUUGCUCAACAUUACUACCCUAUCACAGCUGAGGAAAGAUGCUCACCCUUCUGUUUAUGGAGCUGGAGGGCAUAGGAAUGCUGAUUGCAGCCACUGGUGCUUAGCUGGUGUUCCUGAUACUUGGAACCAGCUUUUAUAUGCAACUCUCAUUCAAAAUUAAGUGCUUAUUCCUAGAUCAAGCAAUGAAACAAAUAAAAGUAUUUAUAGGCCAAAUAAAAGAAGAUAUCUCUUCUCAUAUUUUAAAUUGGAAUGAUUCAUUGGACUAGAAAAAAUGUUACAUAUGAUAUGGUAAAGAAAGUUCAUAUAUAUAUGAUUUUGUGGCUUUUAACAUGAAAAAUAUACACUGCUUCUAUAGUAUUACUA